Ylistrum balloti is the source of this 2187-nucleotide messenger RNA. RefSeq lists its product as uncharacterized. The transcript has 2 exons. Gene Ontology annotation, cellular component: plasma membrane. Gene Ontology annotation, molecular function: oxidoreductase activity; copper ion binding. Bases 1 to 2187 code for a protein of 728 amino acids. Gene Ontology annotation, biological process: iron ion transport. NCBI's taxonomy places the organism in Eukaryota, Metazoa, Mollusca, Bivalvia, Pectinida, Pectinidae. The record is from RefSeq and is a predicted model, not a curated record.
AUGGGUUCAGUUAUCCAUGCUCUGACUUUGCUAUCUACUUUGGUCGGAUGCUGCUUUGGCUAUGAGUGUGAUAGUUCAGCCACCGUAUGCGAGACGACUCUAAUCAUCAGCCAUCAACAGACCAUGUUACAUCCUACUGAAGGCCAAGUUUACCCUGUCAAUGGAAAACUGUAUAGAUAUGAUGAUGUAAAUCAAACAACCAUCAUUCCAACUGAUGAAGUUAUGACAGCUGAUGGCUGGGAAAACAACAGAUUGGUUACCGUUGCUAACGAGAGUCUCCCAGGUCCACCGAUCAUAGUUUAUGUGGGACAAAGGGUAAAGGUUCACGUUAUCAACGCGCUUCUUUCAGAUACAGUAACAGUCCACUGGCACGGAUUACCUUUAUAUGGUAGUCCCCAUAUGGAUGGUACACCUUUUGUGACCCAAUGUCCCAUUCUUCCUGGCCAGAAAUUCACUUACGAUUUCACUGCCGAUCCCAAAGGAACACAUUGGUAUCACUCUCAUGCUGGCAAUCAGCGAGCGAAAGGCAUGCAUGGAGCUUUCAUCAUUAAAGAGCGAACUUCAACAGCCAGAGAGCAUAUCAUGACAGUAGAAGACUGGAACCAUCACUGGGGUAGCGAUAUGGAUGUCCAAAAAAUGAAGAAAGCUCAAGUUUUUAUAGGCCGCAACUUACAACCAAUCAGAUCAUCUGUAGAUGGAGGGUUGUUUCUUCCUUUCAUUGCUUCCUCUGUCCUUAUCAAUGGCAGAGGUCGCUUCUACAACGAAACUGGUCAAGAUAAUGGUGCUCCUUUGACCGAGUUCUCCGUUGAUGCAGGAACUACAUACAGGUUCAGAGUAAUCCACACUGGUGUAAUGUACCCUAUCAGGGUUUCAGUUGAUCACCACAGACUCACUGUUGUCGCCUCUGAUGGAUUCGAAAUCCAGCCAGUAGUUGCAGAAUCCUUCAUCGUAGCGGCAGGUGAACGAUUCGACUUUGAGAUUAAUACUAACCAGACUAUCGGCAGCUACUGGAUACGGGCAGAAACUAUUGAAGUAAAUUCACAUAAAACUGAAGCUGUUCUCCGAUAUACUGGCGCAGAUCCAUCUCGAGACCCAAUAACUUCUAGAAAAGUUUGUUCUCCUACCAACAGAUGUCUGGUUGUCAACUGCCCGUUUGAAACAUAUCCAUCUGAUACUUAUACGGAUUGUAUAAACUUCGAUCAGCUCAAAUCAGCUAUCAAUGACCCACCACCGGAGCCGACAUCGUCUGACGAUUUCAAAGAACACCAUUUGAAUUUUGGAAUCGUCAUCGGGCGACCAUCUGUAAACGGAAUAGUUUUUCAAACGCCAAAGGUGUCAGCACUAAGCCAACCUUUUGAAGUCGGGCCUACAUGCGACAAAAACGAUUGUGGUGAAGACACGUUAUGUAAUUGCAUGCAUUCAAUCAGCACCAACUUCAACGACGUCGUACAGCUGGUGUUGAUGAAUACAGGAAUGGUAGUUCCUGCCGCCCAUCCCAUUCACCUUCAUGGCUACUCCUUUUACGUACUGAAAACGGGGUUCGGUACUUACAACACAACUUCAGCAAAGUUUAUAUCGCCAAAUAUGGAUAUCGAUUGUCGUGGAAAUGGGGAUAUGAGUUUUUGUAACCAAGGGACAUGGAGAAAUUCUACGUGGUUAGGAAACAACGUACCUGAUCUGAAUUUGAUCAACCCUCCGAAGAAGGAUACUUUGAACAUGCCCUAUGGUUCAUAUGCUGUGAUUAGGUACAAAGCUAACAAUCCAGGCGUAUGGAUGCUUCAUUGCCACGUACAGGUCCAUAUGGCACUUGGGAUGAGUUUACUUAUCAAUAGUUCUUACGGUAUGCACCCAGUCCCUCCAAAAGGGUUUCCCGUCUGUCAUGACUUUCCUUCCGCCUUUCGGGAACGUUUAGAGGACUACCAGCAGCAGAGUCCAACAACGCCGGCACAGCGUCAAAAUACUGCAACUCCUGAAAUCAGAUUAGUGACACAAAUCGUGAAAGAAGAUGAUAUUUACGGAAUCUCCUCGUUCUGGGCCAUGUUCGGAGUGCUAGUUGCAGUCAUACUGGUGCUGUCUUUCUAUAUUCUAACCAUUCGGAAGAAACUGUACCUGUACAAGAAGAAAUAUGAUGAUUCUUCAUCAGCAUCAAAGCAGGCGAAUGAUAACAGAAGUUUUUCGAAACUUUAA